UAGUAAUAUCUAUCAUUCAUUCAUAAUUUUCAGUAUUCUGAUAGAUCAACACAAAAUUGUGUCCUGUUAUUCAAAAGCAUUUUUUAUUUUUGAAAAUUGACUUAUUAAAUGUUUUUGGGCAGAAUAAAUUGUAAACCAAUAUUUCAAAAAUGGCUUGCGGCUCAUUAUCACAUAAUGUGCUUAUUUCGGAACUCGAACAAAUUAUGAACAUUUUGGAACGAGGCACAAUUGUUACAAGAUUCUAUUUGAAGAAGCGGCCUGAGAAAAGAACAUUGAGACUACGCAAGGAAACACGACAGAUUCUAUGGUCCAGGACUAGUAGUAACAACAAUAAGACCUUUGACGGCUCUUUGGACCUUAAAGAUGCCAAAGAAGUACGCUGUGGUAGAAAUAGUAAAGAAUUUGAUAGAUGGCCUGAUGAAUUAAAGAAAUUUGAAGCGACCAAAUGCUUUGUCAUAUUUUAUGGCAACGAAUUCAAAUUGAAAACUCUGUCUGUUGUUGCAUUAUCGGAACAAGAAUGUGAAUUAUGGCUCAAAGGUUUAUAUCAUCUUGUAAAUGAUACUGUUUGUGCUCCAUAUCCAUUGCAAGUUGAAAGAUGGCUACGUAAAGAAUUUUAUACUAUGGAAAAUUCAAGGGAAACAGUGACAUUGAAAGAUGUAAAAUCUUUUUUUCCUCGUGUUCAUUGUAAAAUAUCUACGAGUAAACUACGAGAGUUGUUUCAAGAAGUUGAUACCAGGAAGCGUAAUGAGCUUAAUUUUGAUGAGUUUGUCUCUCUCUAUAAUAAACUUAUCUAUAAUUCAGGGAUUUUCAAUGAAUGUUUUUCAAUGUAUUGUUCAGCUGAUGAUACAUUCAAUGUUCAAAAUCUUACUAGAUUUCUGAACGCUGAACAAGAAAGUUUAUGUCUUGAAGAAGAACUUGUUGCUAAACACAUGAAAGAAUACUUCAAGUAUUGUGGAAAAGAUUCAAAUGAUAAACUACAAUUUACUGCAACUGAUUUUAUGGAUUAUUUGUUUUCAAAACAAAAUGAGAUAUGGGAUCAGUAUUAUGACAAUAUAUUUCAGAACAUGACAAAACCACUUUCACAUUAUUGGAUAGCAUCUUCUCAUAAUACCUAUUUAACUGGUGAUCAAGUAUCUAGUGAAAGUUCAAUUGAGGCAUAUGUAAGGUGUUUACGCUGGGGAUGUCGCUGUAUUGAGUUAGAUUGUUGGGAUGGACCAGACGGACUGCCAAUAAUAUACCAUGGGCAUACAUUAACCAGUCGUAUAAAAUUUUUAGAUGUCCUAAAAACAAUUAAAGAACAUGCUUUUAUUGCUUCCCCGUAUCCAGUUAUUUUAUCAAUAGAAGACAAUUGUUCAAUACCACAACAGCGAAAUAUGGCAUCAACUAUGAUUGAAGUAUUAGGAGAUAUGUUAGUUACACAACCAGUUGACAGGAAUGAAACUAAAAUGCCUUCACCUGAUCAACUUAUGUAUAAGUUCAUAAUAAAACAUAAAAGACUUCCAGAUAAAGUUAAUGGAGACCAAGCUGUCACAAUUAGACAUCACGAUGAUGUUUUGUUUGUAGCUAAGGACACUGAUUUAAGGAAUACAAAAAAAAAUGGAGUACUUUAUCUAGAAGAUAUGCUGGAAAAAGAAUGGAGACCUCAUUUUUUUGUACUUUCUGGUAAUAAACUUUAUUAUACAGAUCUCUGUAAAACAGAUAUUGAUAAUGAAGAUGAAGUAGAAGGAGGAGAGUUGGAAACUUGUGAAAUAUCUAAUGCAAAUCGAUUAAGAGAAGGUAUACCUAAUGAUGAAUUACAUUUUGGAGAAUACUGGUUUCAUGGAAAAUUAGCUCGUGGUAGAAAUGAAGCUGAAGAACUAUUGAAACAGUAUCAGCAUUUUGGAGCUGGUACAUUUUUAGUAAGACAAAGUGAUACAUUCAUUGGUGAUUAUUCCCUAUCAUUCUGGCAUUUAGGUAAAGUAAACCAUUGCAGAAUACGUUCAAAGCAUGAUAGAGGUCAAAUUAAGUAUUAUUUGAUUGAUGGUGCUACAUUUGACAGUCUAUAUAGUUUGAUAACUUAUUAUCGUACAUAUCCAUUACGUAUACAAGAGAGCUAUAUUAUUUUGAAUGAACCUGUACCUCAACCUUUAAAGCAUGAAGGGAUGAAUUGGUAUCUUCCUCAUGUUUGUAGGAGUCGAGCAGAGGCAUUAUUACGACGAGUACCACAAGAAGGUGCAUUUUUGGUGCGACCAUGUGAAAAUGAUAAACAUCUUUAUGCCAUUUCAUUUAGAGCUGAAAAGAAAAUUAAACAUUGUCGCAUUAAGCUUGAGGGUCGAUUGUACACUAUUGGUGUAAAGCAGUUCGAAAGCUUAGUGGAGCUUAUAAAGUAUUACGAACAAAAUUAUUUAUACAAAAAAAUUAAACUAUGGUUUCCUGUAAAUGAAGAUAUUGUACAAAGAAUGGGAACUGAUAUCGACGAUUCUUCCAUUUCGUGUACACCUGGUUAUAUGGAUCCGAGUAGUUUUAUCAAGAAGGUUACUGUAAAAGCAACAUUUGAUUAUGAGGGCCGACAAGAUGAUGAAUUAUCAUUUUGUAAACAUGCUGUAAUUACAAAUGUAGUGAAGCAGGACAGUGGUUGGUGGCGUGGUGAUUAUGGUGGAAAACGUCAACAUUGGUUUCCCAGUAAUCACGUUGAAGAAUUACAGGAAGCACAUAUAGAAAAAUCUGACAGUGGUUCUACAGAGUCUAUGUUUUUGGGAAAUUCACAGAAAGGAAGUUUAGACUUAACUGGUGCUUUAGUUGAGAUUGGCAAAUUAAAUCAAUUGAAACUUGAGUGGAUGAUCAAAAUACAAACUUCCAAUGCUUGUACCCCAUUUGUUGUAGGAGCAGUAUCACGCGAACAAGCAGAAGAAUGGAGAAAUCUCAUUAUUGAAACUGCUCACAAUGCCAGCGCAAGAGAAACAGAAAAUAAAAAAAUGGAAAGACAGUUGAAAAUUGCUAAAGAAAUAUCUGAUCUUAUUAUUUACUGUCGAUCAGUAGCUUUUUGUCUAGAAACACAACGAGAACGUGGAUUUGUACACAAUGAAAUGUCUUCUUUUCCUGAAAAUAAAGCGGAAAAACUUAUGUGUCAUCAAGAAAGUGUAUUUUUCUUUCGUUAUCAUCAAAUUCAAUUUAGUAGAGUGUUUCCUAAAGGUCAACGUAUUGACUCCUCUAAUUAUUCACCAAUAGCUAUUUGGAAUACAGGAUGUCAGAUGGCUGCUCUUAAUUACCAGUCACCAGAUAAAGCAAUGCAAUUAAACCAAGCCAAAUUUCGUUUGAAUGGUGGUUGUGGGUAUGUAUUAAAACCAGAUUACAUGUUAGAUGAAAGUGAUAAACUUUCAACUAAUUGGAUGGAAGAGACAUUAUCAAUAACAAUUUGCAUUAUUGCUGGUCGACAUGUUGGUAGACCAGGCCGUAAUGGAAUUUCUAAUCCAUUUGUUAUUGUUGAGGUGUAUGGAGCUGAAUACGAUUCAGGAUUAAAAUUAAAUACUCGCACAAUACCUGACAAUGGAUUUAAUCCAGUUUGGAAUGAAACAUCUGAAUUUGAAAUUGCAAAUCCUGCAGUUGCGUUUAUUAGGUUUGUCGUAAAUGAUGAAGAUAUGUUUGGUGAUUCCAAUUUCAUAGGACAAGGAACAUAUCCGAUAAUUUCAUUGAGGUCAGGUUAUAGAAGUAUUCCAUUAAAAAAUGGCUAUUCUGAAGAUAUUCCUUUGGCAUCUCUUUUAUUACAUAUUACAAUCAGAAGUAAUACUGUUAGUAAAACAAACAAUAAUUUUUUUUUAAAGUCUUUAAGCUAAUAAUUUUGAGUGUAAGUAAAUAAUUAUUAUUAAACUUUUUCAUUUAAAUGAAUAAUGAAAAUUAACUACCUUUUUCAUUGUAUACGAAAUAUUUUACAAUAUACAUUUAGCAAAUAAGAUACAGUUUUUUCAAUACUUUUUAAAAAAAUGUUACUAUUUUAAUAAGAAAAUAAUUGUUAAUUAAAAAAAAAAAUUUUAUUUUAAAUAAUUAAUUGCAUACAUAAAAUAUCAGUGCAAUUUAAAUUUGAUAUUUCAAAUAAAACAUUUAAUUACAAUUUUACAAAGAAAAUAUAUCAAUAUAAGGGGUAUUAUAUAGGCAAAUUUAUAAACUUUUAUUUAGAAUAAAAAGUUUUAAUUAAAAAUUGGCUUAAUAUAUUUUUAUGGACAGGUUAUGUAACUAACACUUGAUUUGUAUGUUAUCUUAAAAAUUUAUAUUUAUUGAUUAAAGCUGUAGUAUAAUUGAAAAUCAAUAAUUAUUUUUUUUUAUUAGACUGACUGAAGUCAAUCAGUGUUUUUAUAUUAUAUAAUAUAUAUAUUUAUAUUUUAUAAAGUAUCAAUUACAAUAUUUUUAAUUUUAAAUAAUUGCAAUAAAAAUAAAUGCACAUUGCACAUAUAUGACAAUUGAGAUAAAUCAAAUAGCAAAAUUGUUCCCCUUAAACAUUUCUAUGAUUUAUUACAGAUAAAAAUGAUAUUAUGUUUGUAUUCUUAAUUUAGCUAUUUCUGUUACUUGUUAGAUAUAAUUUCACAUAUAGUUACAAAAAUAUUAUUAACAAUUUAUUAAACAAAUCUUAGUGAAUUAAUUUUUACUCAAAUAUUUAAAAAAUAAUAUUAUUUUUUCAAAAUAUGAAAAUGCAAAAUUUAAGUAUAUUAUGUAUGUAAGUUAUAAACUUUUUUAGGAUCUAUUAAAAUCUGAGAAUUAUCUGAAUGAUAAAAUCAAACUACAAAAAUAUGAGAACUAUAAUCGGUGUUAGAUCUUACACAAGCUAUUUUAAAAUGGUACACUGUACAACCAUAAACUAUAUUAACUUUUUAAUUAUCUUUAUAAUUUUAUGUUUUGGUUUAUGUAUUGCUUCAUAGAGUAUAUUUUUUAAAUGACAUAGUUAAUUUAAGUUUAUACAAACAUUGUUUUUUAAUUUUUGGUAUUUUUAUAAAAGAUAAUAUUUUUAUUUUUAUGUUAUGUUAUGUUUAUAAAAUGUAUCAAGUUUAAUGGUUAUUAAUUAUUAUAAAUAUUAUUAUUAUCUGUUUGACAAAAAGUAUACCUUAAAUUUAUUUUAUAUUUGGCUUGAAUAUAUUAAGCCUAUUUCUUCCUAAAUUAUUUUUAAUGUAUACAAUUUUUGUUUUACAUUUAUACUAAAUGAUAAUCGUAUAAUACAUAGAAAUAUAAGUAUUUUAUUAAGUUUUUUUUUUAAAUAUAUUUAUUUAUAUGAAUAUGAUCAAAAUAAAUAAAGUAAAAAUAUUUUACCAA
Aphis gossypii (cotton aphid) is the source of this 5277-nucleotide messenger RNA. It is a transcript of the gene sl, whose product is annotated as 1-phosphatidylinositol 4,5-bisphosphate phosphodiesterase gamma-1. Gene Ontology annotation, molecular function: phosphatidylinositol-4,5-bisphosphate phospholipase C activity; protein binding; calcium ion binding. NCBI's taxonomy places the organism in Eukaryota, Metazoa, Arthropoda, Insecta, Hemiptera, Aphididae. The record is from RefSeq and is a predicted model, not a curated record. The coding region runs from base 150 to 3812 and encodes 1220 amino acids. Gene Ontology annotation, biological process: positive regulation of epithelial cell migration; phosphatidylinositol-mediated signaling; lipid metabolic process. The transcript has 20 exons.